ACACAACACCUUUCUUCUUCUUAAAUUUGAACUCAGAAGGAAGGAAAAAAAAAAACAAAAAGCAUUACCAUUUUGAAUGAGGAGCAAUCUCAGCCGUCGGAUGAGAAAAGGCCGCUCUUUCCUCCAAAAUCUCUUAUACCAACCAAACUCUUUCUCUCUUUGAGAAAAUUUUGAAAUCUAACUGCGAGAAGAAGAUGUCGUCGAGGAUGAGAUCAUCUUACCUGAAACCACCGCCUCCCAAAUCUCCGAUCCGUCUCCGAUCACGCCAAGUCCUCCUCUCCAACUCUUCUUCUUCCACUCUGAAAACACCACCAGGCAUGACGAAGCCGGGACGAAGGUUAAGCCAUGGAGAUGUGGAAGCUAAGCUCUCGGUCGAGUCAGAGGAUGUGAAAACCAGAGCUGAGGCGUCGAAUCUGGAGAAUUUGGCUGCAGAUUCGGCUCCGUUGGUGUUCGAGAGAGGGAGGUUCUACGAAGAGUAUUCGGCAAGGAGGAACGAGCGAUUGAAGAGGAAGAACGGAGGAGAAGAAUCUGUAGUCAAAGGAGUCGAGCCUACGACCACUAAGAGAAGAGGAACCACCAAGAAGAAGACCACUGUUGAGACUACAGAGCCGAGGUAUUCUCUGAGGAGCAUGAGCAUGAGCAUGACCAAGGAGAACAAGAAGAAAACUGUUACUACUACUAUGAGGGGUAGAAGAAUCUGAUGUUGCUUUCGGGAUUUCCAUGUAAAAACCCAUGAAUCUUCUUUUGUUUUUUUUUUUUUUUUUUUCUGUUUUCUCAGUUACUCAUACAUUCAGAUCAGCCUAUCUAUAUCUAAUGCAUAUUCGAUUAUAUUAUUUCAUCACUACUUAGCAUUGCUUCAGUGAUGUAUAUGCAACUUGAGUAUAUUAGCGUGAGAGCUCAUCAGCAUUACAUUUACACAACCAUCCAUCAUCGUAGAUGAAAUGAGUUUAAGGACAUAAUCAUUAAGAUUUACUCAAGCCUUCCAUCACAAGUAGUCAAUUUUGUUAGUGUCCUGCUUCUUUUUUAUUGAAUAAUAACUCAAUACAUACCCUCUAGCCUCUACAGUGAAGAUGGCUGGCAGAACACAGAACACUAGUAAAUGUACAGAUCUAAUGGGACAAAUAGGAUUCAAACGAUUUGGUGCACAGUCAUUAGACUGAGUUUGUGUAGCGAGUCUCUC
Brassica napus (rape) is the source of this 1180-nucleotide messenger RNA. RefSeq lists its product as uncharacterized. The record is from RefSeq and is a predicted model, not a curated record. Lineage: Eukaryota; Viridiplantae; Streptophyta; Magnoliopsida; Brassicales; Brassicaceae. The transcript has 2 exons. The coding region runs from base 195 to 701 and encodes 168 amino acids.